Alnus glutinosa is the source of this 3961-nucleotide messenger RNA. Its product is annotated as probable pre-mRNA-splicing factor ATP-dependent RNA helicase DEAH5. Lineage: Eukaryota; Viridiplantae; Streptophyta; Magnoliopsida; Fagales; Betulaceae. Gene Ontology annotation, cellular component: intracellular anatomical structure; catalytic step 2 spliceosome. The coding region runs from base 245 to 3820 and encodes 1191 amino acids. The record is from RefSeq and is a predicted model, not a curated record. Gene Ontology annotation, biological process: mRNA splicing, via spliceosome; spliceosomal complex disassembly. The transcript is spliced from 2 exons. Gene Ontology annotation, molecular function: RNA helicase activity; RNA binding; ATP binding.
AGGCCUUAUUUAAUACGCUUUCUUCUUCUUCUUCUUCUAGGUUUUCUGGUAAAACGGUGCGAUUCCCAUGCUAUAGAAAGCUCAAGAGAGAAGACGCAUCCGCAAAGGGGGCUGAUUACGGUUUUGGCACCGGCACCGGGCACUCUACUAGUCUAGAACAAUACUGAAAUCAGGCACACACACAAAGCAUAAUCCCCUAUACUCACAAAUAUCUCUCGCUCUAUUGCUUCUCUAUCUUCCAACAAUGGCUCCCGCUCCCAAAGACGAAGGUUUGAAGAAGCUCGAGUUCCUUUCCCUCGUCUCCAAGGUCUGCACGGAACUGGAAACGCAUCUAGGGUUCGGUGACAAAAUUCUCGCCGAGUUCAUCACCGACCUGGGGAGGAACUGCGAGACCGUCGACGAAUUCGACGCGAAGCUGAAGGAGAACGGCGCUGAGAUGCCCGAUUACUUCGUCCGAACGCUUCUGACGAUAAUACACGCCAUUCUCCCUCCGAAGCCCAAGUCGGAGAAGGAAUUGAAGAAAGAGAGCGCUUCGGAUGGUAGGAAGACCAAGUACUCGGGGCUGGCGAUCUCCGAUAAUACUGAGAGAGUUAAGGAGAUCGAGAGGGAAAUCGAAUUGGAGACCCGCGAGCGGCGUGGAGACAGAGAAGAACGUGAAGAAGAAGGAGAAGACAGGCAUAGACGAAGAGAUUGGGACAGAGAUAGAGAUAGAGACAGAGACAGAGACAGAGACAGAGACAGAGAUAAAGACAGAGAUAGAAGAGAUAGGCGUAGGGAUAGAUACGAUAGAGAUGAGAGGCGUAGAGAUAGGGAUACUGAAGAGGACGGGGAUGAUAGAAGGGAUUAUAGGAGUAGGGAAAGGCACGGGGAUCGGCACGAGAAGCAUAGGAGAGAAGAGGAGAAUGUGGAUAAUAGGGAUAGAAAUCGGCGGUACCAAUCCGAUGAGCCGGAAUUGUAUAAGGUUUACAAGGGCAGGGUUUCGAGAGUGAUGGACACGGGCUGCUUCGUGCAAUUGAAUGAUCUGAAGGGUAAGGAGGGUUUGGUUCACGUUUCGCAGAUUGCGACUCGGCGGAUUGGUAAUGCCAAGGACGUAGUGAAGCGUGAUCAGGAGGUUUACGUGAAGGUGAUAUCCAUUUCGGGUCAGAAGCUGAGUCUUUCGAUGAGGGAUGUUGAUCAGAACACGGGUAAGGAUUUGCUUCCCUUGAAGAAGAGCUCGGAGGAGGAUACGAUGAGGGCAAACCCAUCCAGCGGGUCGAAGGAGGGGCCAGUGAUGAGGACGGGGCUUUCGGGGAUUAGGAUUUUGGAGGAGAACGACACCGCGCCGUCACGGAGACCGCUGAAGAGGAUGAGCUCACCGGAGAUAUGGGAAGCUAAGCAAUUGAUUGCUUCUGGUGUUUUGAGCGUUGCGGACUAUCCGACUUAUGAUGAAGAAGGAGAUGGAUUGAUGUAUCAAGAAGAGGGUGCUGAGGAGGAGCUCGAGAUUGAGAUGAACGAGGAUGAGCCUUCGUUCUUGCAAGGGCAAAGCAGGUAUUCAAUGGAUAUGUCACCUGUGAAGAUUUUCAAGAACCCAGAAGGAUCUUUGAGUCGUGCUGCGGCCCUGCAGUCUGCGCUGAUAAAGGAGCGUAGAGAAGUGAGAGAACAGCAACAGAGGACAAUGUUGGAUUCUAUUCCCAAGGAUCUGAAUCGUCCCUGGGAAGACCCUAUGCCGGAGACAGGUGAGAGGCAUCUAGCGCAGGAGCUCAGGGGUGUUGGUUUAUCAGCAUAUGACAUGCCAGAGUGGAAGAAGGAUGCUUAUGGAAAAUCCAUCAGUUUUGGGCAGAGGUCGAAGCUCUCCAUUCAGGAACAAAGGCAGAGCUUGCCAAUCUACAAGUUAAAGAAGGAACUCAUCCAGGCUGUGCAUGACAAUCAGGUCCUGGUUGUAAUUGGCGAGACUGGUUCGGGUAAGACAACUCAGGUGACUCAAUACCUUGCAGAAGCUGGAUACACUACCAGGGGAAAAAUUGGUUGUACUCAGCCUCGUAGGGUGGCUGCGAUGUCUGUGGCCAAGAGGGUUGCUGAAGAGUUCGGUUGUCGGUUGGGUGAGGAAGUUGGAUACGCUAUUCGAUUUGAAGAUUGUACUGGUCCAGAGACCGUCAUCAAGUACAUGACGGAUGGUAUGCUUCUUAGGGAACUUUUGAUUGAUGAGAGCCUUUCUCAGUACUCUGUUGUUAUGCUCGACGAAGCACAUGAGAGGACAAUACACACGGAUGUUCUUUUCGGAUUACUCAAGCAACUAGUGAAACGGAGACCCGAACUUCGUUUGAUCGUCACGUCUGCCACGCUGGACGCAGAGAAGUUUUCAGGGUAUUUCUUCAACUGUAAUAUAUUUACAAUUCCUGGUAGAACUUUUCCUGUGGAGAUACUCUACACCAAACAGCCUGAAAGUGAUUAUCUAGAUGCAUCUUUAAUUACCGUGUUACAGAUUCACUUGAUGGAACCUGAAGGAGACAUCCUUCUCUUCUUGACUGGUCAGGAGGAGAUUGAUUAUGCCUGCCAGUCUCUCUAUGAGAGGAUGAAAGGGCUAGGGGGCAAUGUCCCGGAAUUGAUUAUUCUACCAGUAUAUAGUGCGCUUCCUAGUGAAAUGCAGUCAAGGAUAUUUGAACCUGCCCCUCCAGGGAAGAGGAAAGUGGUUGUGGCUACGAAUAUUGCCGAGGCUUCUUUGACCAUUGAUGGGAUAUUUUACGUCAUUGAUCCUGGGUUUGCAAAGCAAAAUGUGUAUAACUCGAAGCAAGGGCUUGAUUCACUGGUCAUUACUCCUAUUUCACAAGCAUCAGCUAAGCAACGAGCUGGGCGUGCUGGGCGUACGGGACCUGGGAAAUGUUACCGCCUCUACACUGAGAGUGCAUACCGCAAUGAGAUGUCCCCUACUUCAAUUCCCGAAAUCCAGAGGAUAAAUCUUGGGGCUACUACGCUUAACAUGAAAGCUAUGGGGAUAAAUGAUCUUCUGUCUUUUGAUUUCAUGGAUCCACCUUCACCUCAAGCUCUCAUUUCUGCCAUGGAACAGCUGUACAGUCUAGGAGCUCUUGAUGAGGAGGGGCUUCUGACCAAAUUGGGCCGGAAAAUGGCAGAAUUUCCUCUUGAUCCGCCAUUAUCUAAGAUGCUGCUUGCCAGUGUGGACCUUGGAUGCAGUGAUGAGAUUUUGACAAUCAUUGCAAUGAUUCAAACGGGAAAUAUCUUCUACAGGCCUAGGGAGAAACAAGCACAAGCAGAUCAGAAGAGGGCUAAGUUUUUCCAGCCAGAGGGAGACCAUCUGACAUUACUUACAGUUUAUGACGCUUGGAAAAAUAAUAACUUUUCUGGACCAUGGUGUUUUGAGAACUUUGUUCAGUCUAGAUCCUUGAGGAGGGCACAGGAUGUCAGAAAACAGCUACUCACCGUCAUGGACAAAUAUAAAUUAGAUGUUGUGAGUGCAGGAAGGAAUUUUAUGAAGAUAAGGAAGGCAAUUACUGCAGGAUUCUUUUUCCAUGCGGCUAGAAAGGACCCACAGGAGGGCUAUAGGACCCUAGUUGAGAACCAACCCGUUUAUAUCCAUCCUAGCAGUGCUCUUUUCCAGAGACAACCUGAUUGGGUCAUCUACCAUGAGCUGGUGAUGACUACAAAGGAGUACAUGCGAGAGGUCACAGUUAUAGAUCCCAAAUGGCUUGUAGAACUGGCACCAAGAUUCUUCAAAGUGGCAGAUCCUACAAAGAUGAGCAAGCGCAAAAGACAAGAAAGAAUUGAACCGCUUUAUGACAGAUAUCAUGAACCCAACUCUUGGCGUCUGAGUAAACGUCGUGCUUGAGAUGUGUUUCAGCAUAUCUGUUUCUUAUUUAUUUUGAUUGUGCAUCUUGUUGUGAAUGUCGGUAUUCUCCUUGUAUAAUUGUAUGAGCUUUUUGAUGCUCGAAAUGACCCUUGAGCAAUACUGAUGAAAAGUUUUCCCAAA